This is a messenger RNA of Caenorhabditis sp. 36 PRJEB53466, 4020 nucleotides long. The record is from the annotation of a GenBank genome assembly. Lineage: Eukaryota; Metazoa; Nematoda; Chromadorea; Rhabditida; Rhabditidae.
AUGAGCUCUCUUUAUGCUGAUGAGAGCUACUGCACCAGCGAACUGGGCAGGAUAUUGUACCAGUUGAAGGUGAGAUUUCCGUCGAAACUUGUGAAAAUUACCAGGAAAUUUGAUAAAAUCUGAUGUUUUUUAAUAAUAAAGACAAAAAAUUUACAGCGGACCUUCGAAACAGAAUUCUGUCUGAAAUCGGGGUUAAGAUAGGAGUUUCAGAGAUUUGCUGCAAAGAAACACAUCAAAAUUUCUCGGCAAAAUCUUUGAAGCAUUUAGGGCAUUCAACUUUUCUGUAGACUGCCAACGCAAUCUAAACCAACUGGAACCCUUGCAGACAGACUGGUCAUGCACCUCCUCCGUCACGCAAAUCUCCGAAGAGAAGCACCAGCUCGGCGGCUCGCACACCGUCUACACGGUCGAGAUUGAGUGUGUUCCGGUGGCCGUCCAUCUGGCUGUUGGCUAUUCGAACCGAUCCUUCGUGCUCUCCACGCGCUUCAAGGAGAUGGCAAAGCUGCACGCGACCGUCUCGAAACUCCAUAAACAGCUCUACCUGAGAGGCACGUUCCCGGUGUUCCCGCCGGCCAAGCUCAUCGGUUCCAGUGAGUUUAUUAUUGGAAAAAUAUGUUUUGGGAGUCAGAAUUGUUUUCAGGCGACCCGUCGGUAAUUCGGGAGCGACACCACGCUAUCGUCGCCUGCCUCAACUUCAUUUUCGAUAGUGAAGUGCUCCGCAAAGCACGAGUGCUCCAUGAAUUCAUCGAGGUUAGAACCAAUACCUUGUUUUCCGUUUAUUUGAACGGCUGAAUGCGUUGAGGUAUAUAACACGGAUUCGUGACGGGGUACACUGGCGCAAGUGCGCUCUAAUGAAAUUUUCAAAAAUUUGCUUUGACCUAAUGCUUUAAGAUAGGGGCGCUACGCAAUCGACCAUCAGCGGAAGUUCGAAUUUUCGUUUUCAAUGUACCCGUCUAACCGCGCGAAAGCCCAGAGGCGCAGAGAGUCAGAAAGCUAAAGGGAGGUCGUCAGAUGACGUCGUCUCUUCCCUCUCGGAGCCGCCGCCGCACUCCGUUAUUUGUCUUUCGCUGCGAGCACAAGCCUGGCUAAAUAUUCAGUUUGCCUAUACGCUCCCCGGAGACAUUGUUAUCAACAAUUGAUUAUCUCUUGGCUCCCAUCCCUCUAAACCUCUUUCUCUUUUCAGAAAGCGAAGGAAAAGGUCCAUACGGCACACGAGCUCACUGGUUCCGAGGUGUUCUACGAUAACACGACCAACAUCUUGGAUCAACCGAGCCAGAGGUAAGAGAAACCGCCAAUUAUCUCAAUCGAAACCGCCCAUUUCGUUUCCAGCGGCUCCGACUCGCCAACGCACGCGGAACUGCUCGAGCCUUCGCACGAACAAGUCAGUCCUCGCUAGACGAUUUUGUGUUUUUGAGCCUAAUUUAUUAGUUGCCCUUCAGUCAUGCAGUUUCGUGAUUUUAUCUGUUCCCCGCUACCUCUAUUUCCAGUCGAUUUCUAAUUUCUAAUCAUUGGCCAUUCAAAAAGCAUAAAUUAUCAAAAAUAAAUAAUCCCAUCACUAUAUAGUUUUACUUGUUGUUUUCAGGUCGGAAGCCUUGGAGACGGCGAUUUCGAAUUCCCGACAGUGCCGUUUGCCGGAGCAGAAACCGAACGGGAGCAGGGGCCGAGGAAAAGCUCGAUGCGGAGGUUAUUUCCCCGACUGAGGGGCACCGCCCAUCAGAAUAUCGGUAAGGGAAUGGGCAUGUUCGUUCUAUUGAAGUAUUUCGAAAGACCGUGUGAAAUCUCGGCCCGCUCCGAAUACUAAGAGUUGCAAUAGAGCGCACUGACCAAAUGUGUCGAUACGAUAAUAUCAGAACCUUCAUCAAUGACCCAUAUUCUCGUCAGUUUCAGAAGCGACGGAACCGCCAGCUGACUAUCUUGUGACCGCCGGGCAACUGGUGGCGACGGCUCAGCGAGCAGAAGAGGAACACGCUUACGAGCUCGCGUUUCAGUGCUACAAGAGCGCGGCGAGCAGUUUGAUUCAGGUGAGAACUCGGCGCUUGCAAUGUAUUCUACUAUUUUAGAAAAAUACAAUUUUCAACCCUUUUUUGCCUCUGACAUUCGACCCGUUUGAAGUCUGAUUACAACUUGGUAAACACUGAAAGUCGUAAAAAUACUUUUGGCAGCCAACUUUCGAUGCGAGGAUGUCCAUCUUGACUUGUUCUCCCCCUCGCGCCCAUCUCUCCUAAACCCAAUUUCAUCUCCAUCCCAUUUCUCUUUUUGACCGAUGACGCCUUUCCUUCCUCAAAGAGUAUUUCUAGGGUGUCCAAAUCGAGAGCGACAUGACGAAACGGAAUGCGGUCCGCCGGAAAACCGCCAAAUACCUCGUGAAAGCGGAGAAGCUCUACCGCACUUACCUCUCGCUCGACGGAUCCGUGUUCAACUUCGAGGGACUGCUCACCGCCGCCAUGCAAGACCCGAACAUUCUCGCGUUCCAGUGCUCGAACAAAUCGAUGAAGAACUACCGGUUCGUCGGUGUGCUCCCCGAGCUCGACGCCGAACGCAAAGUGAUUCUGGUCGAAGAAUCCGCGGGGAUCAAGAAGAAAUUCGUGAUGAAACUGCUCGAAAAGGGAGUUCCCAACGCGGAGAGCUCAAUUUUUCUGCCCACUAACAUCCCUCACAUGGUGCAGUUGGUCCAGUUUUUCGAGACGGAAACGCACAUUAUUCUGCUGUUAGAGUACGUCGAACCUGGCAGACUUUGGACGUUCCUGAGGCGGAUGUUCGACGAAGCGGAGAGCCGGUACGUUCUGUGGCUCGCGGAGCUCAAGGCGGACGUGAAGGAGGGCGAAAAGACGAGCGAGGUGGCGGUAAGAAAGGAGAGAAACGAAGUAAACUAUCGAGGAAGACGACUGUUGUUCACGGUCGGAGUCGAUUAUGAAAGAGUUGUCGAGAUGAGGGACGAGAGUCUGAGUGUGAGUUGAUCUCAGUUUAAGUAAUUUCAUCUCAUCUCCAAUUGCAGACCGAAAAACCGUCAGAAGAUGCUCAAAUAAUAUGCACAGUCGGCGAGGAUCCGACCGGACGUUCGGACGCGCCCGCAGGCGAGUUCAGUCUCGUCGGACACUCGAGAGAAGCGGUCGAGUCGAACUUCUUCCAAGUGGAAGAGGAAGGUCCCGCCGCCGUCAAGUUCGACUUCUCGCCGCCAGUGCCCCGUGGCAACAGAAUCGGCACUCAGAAUCCGGCGAGCCCCCAACAAGAACGGGCUCCGAAAGAGGACACGAGCAGCAAGGAGGUGUUCACCAAAAAGCUCUGGACGGCGCUGCAAACCGUCCGUAAACAGCUCGGAAAUCGUCGCCGCGUCUGGAACUAUCUCGAUCUUCCCGAGUCGCUCGUCGUCCAUUGGAGCGCACAAAUCGUGUCAUUUCUGUUUGUACUCCACGCAGAACACAACGAAUUCGUUGGAGAUCUGAAUUCUGACGACAUUCUCAUCGACGCCGACGGAAACCUUCUGAUCACUUACGUCGGACGGUGGUACGACACGAAUCGCCGCACACGGCUCACCGACGGAUACUCGGCUCCGGAGAGCUCGCAGUACGGUUGGCAACCGACGCCCGAGUCGGAUGUCUGGACGCUCGGGGCACUGCUGUUCGAGCUGCUCUGCGGAAGGUCACUCGCCAAUGCGGCUCCCCAUGGAGUGCUCAGAAACAUGGAACUGCCGAUUCCGGAGAAAUCCGUCGUCUCGUUCGUCGCCAAGGAUCUGCUGAAUAUGUAAGUCCUGUGUGAGAUGCCUGCUCAACACCCAAAUUUUCUUGCAGGCUCCUGGUGCCGACGCCUUCGAUCCGCCCCUCGCUCGACGAGAUCCGUGCGCAUCCGUUCUUCCGUCACAUCGAUUGGCUGCUAUACGACAAUCCGACGACUCCGUCCGCAACGACACCUCGAUCCGUGGAGGCUCCAGAAGACCCUGUUCCCACAGAUUCAGCAGACACUUCCGCAAUUCCUGUUGACUCUUCAUCCACGACAGACUUUGACCAUCGUUUAUCUCUCUGA